AUGUCCUUCAUCCGUAUAAAAUUUUGCAUGGUCGUUCUUUUAGGAACCUGAAAACUGGUUCAUGGUCACCCCUCUGGUUGGAUCGACGCUCAUGCAACUUUCUAUGGAGAUGAAACUGCUUCAGAGACCAUGGGAGGAGCGUGCGGAUAUGGAAACCUGUUCAGCAACGGAUAUGGAACCGAUACUGCAGCGCUUAGCUCUGUCCUGUACCAAGACGGCCUCGGAUGCGGGCAAUGCUACGAAAUAAGAUGCAAUGGUGCACCAGCAUGCUACCAGAAAUCCAUUAUAGUCACCGCCACAAACCUCUGCCCACCGAACUGGGCUGAGCCUUCCGACAACGGAGGGUGGUGCAACCCGCCACGCCAACACUUCGACUUGGCCAAGCCAGCCUUCAUGCAGAUCGCCGAGUGGCAUGCCGGCAUUGUUCCAGUUCAAUACCGUAGGGUUGCAUGUACCCCAAAGGGUGGGAUCAGGUUCACGUUGCAGGGCAACGCAUACUGGCUGCUGGUGUACAUAAUGAACAUGGGUGGAGGGGGAGACAUCUUGGAAGUGGCUGUCAUGGGCAGCGAAACCGGUUGGAUAACAAUGUCCCACAAUUGGGGCGCCACAUACCAGGCUUUCUCCGCACUCGGAGGCCAAACCCUGUCUUUCAGGAUCACAUGCCGCUCUACCAAGCAGACCCUCAUUUUGAACAACGUUGCUCCUUCAGGCUGGCAGUUUGGAAUGACAUAUGAAGGAGAUCUCAACUUCCAUUAG
Messenger RNA from Nymphaea colorata (pocket water lily), 756 nucleotides. Its product is annotated as expansin-A7-like. Gene Ontology annotation, biological process: plant-type cell wall organization. The record is from RefSeq and is a predicted model, not a curated record. The transcript is spliced from 5 exons. NCBI's taxonomy places the organism in Eukaryota, Viridiplantae, Streptophyta, Magnoliopsida, Nymphaeales, Nymphaeaceae. Gene Ontology annotation, cellular component: extracellular region.